UCAGCUGGCCCCGUGUGGGACGCAGACCAUUUUAAUGCGGGCUUUCUUACAAAUCUAAAAAAAAAUGGACAGUUUGCAAGCAGGAGAUCCGCGGUAUCUGAAAAGGAGAGUGAAGGGAUGUACUCUUGAGGUCCACCCCACUGAGAGAGCCCUUGUGGUUCAGUAUGAGGUGGAGGCAACUGUCUUGGGAGAGCUGGGGAACCCAAUGGUUGGAGAACGCAAAGAGUGUCAGAAAAUUAUUCGCCUGAAAAGCCUGAACGCCCACACAGAUACGUCCUCUUUGGCCCGGAAAGUCGUUGAGGAAUGUCGGCUGAUUCACUCGUCCAAACUCCACGAGGUGGAGCAGCUGCUCUUCUAUCUGCAAAACCGCAAACAAUCAAAUGAUAACCAAGAGAAGAAACACAUCUCACCUCGAGAUUUCACACCUUACACAGGAGUGGAGCUGGAUGAGGUGGCGAGCAUUAGCUGCAUCGAUGAGUAUGUGGAGCUGCUGUAUGAGGACAUCCAGGAGAAGAUCAGAGGAGCCACACUCAUCUUCCAACUGGCACGCAACCCAGAUAACCUGGAGGAGCUCAUACAGAACGAGACAGCCCUUGGAGCCCUGGCCAGAGUUUUGAGGGAGGACUGGAAGCAGAGCGUGGACCUGGCAACAACCAUCAUCUAUGUCUUCUUCUGCUUCUCCAGUUUCUCCCAGUUCCAUGGCCUGGUCACACAUUUCAAGAUUGGGGCCCUUUGCAUGAACAUCAUUGAGCAUGAGCUGAAGAGGUACGACCUCUGGCAAGACGAACUACAGAAGAAGAAGAAGGCCUAUGAGGAAUUCUCUGAGAACCAAAAUCUGAAGAAGGAACAUGAGAAGUCUUUCAAAAAGUACCAGAGCCUUCUGACCAAGCAGGAGCAGCUUCUCAGAGUUUGUCUGUGUCUGCUGCUGAACCUGGCUGAAGACACCCGCACAGAGCUGAAGAUCAGGAACAAAAACAUCGUCCACAUGCUGGUGAAGAUCCUGGACCGGGAUGACGAGGAGCUGCUGCUGGUGGUGGUCUCCUUCCUCAAGAAGCUCUCCAUCUUCCUGGAGAACAAGAAUGACAUGGCUGAAACAUUUGCCGUGGAGAAGCUGGCUCGGCUGGUUCCCUGCAAUCACGAGGAGCUCCUGAGCACCAACUUACGCCUCCUGCUCAACCUCUCCUUCGACACGUCGCUGCGCAGCCAGAUGGUCCAGACAGGACUCCUUCCCAAAGUCUCCUCACUGCUCGCUGACGAGGCCCAGAGACAGCUCAGCAUGUGCAUUCUGUACCACAUCAGCAUGGACGACAGAUUCAAGUCCAUGUUUGCCGACACAGACUGCAUACCGCAGCUUAUGAAGAUGGUGUUUGACUGUGGGGAGGAGAAGCUGGAUGUUGAGCUCAUCUCGCUCUGCAUCAACCUGGCUGCUAAUAAGAGUAACGCAAAGGUCAUCUGUGAAGGCAACGGUCUGAAGAUGCUGAUGAAGCGUGCUGUGAAGCUGAAGGAUGUUCUGGUGAUGAAGAUGAUCAGAAACCUUUCUCAGCACAAAGGACCCACCAAGAGCCUCUUCCUGGACUAUGUCGGUGACCUAGCAGCUCAGAUCAGUGAGGAGGAGGCGGAGGAGUUUGUGAUCGAGUGUCUGGGCACGCUGGCAAAUCUGACCAUCACCGACCUGGACUGGGCGAUGGUCCUCAAGGAGUACAACUUGGUGCCCUACCUGAAAGACGGACUCAAACCAGGUUCUGCUGAGGAUGACUUAAUUCUGGAGGUGGUGAUCAUGAUCGGCACCGUGUCCAUGGAUGACUCGUGUGCAGCCAUGCUGGCAAAGUCUGGGAUCAUUCCUGCUCUUAUUGAGCUGCUAAACGCCCGACAAGAGGACGAUGAGUUUGUGUGUCAGAUUGUCUACGUCUUCUACCAGAUGGUCUUUCACAAAGCUACCAGGGACGUCAUCGUCAAAGACACUCAAGCGCCUGCGUACCUCAUCGAUCUGAUGCACGAUAACAACGCCGAGAUCCGCAAAGUCUGCGACAACACGCUGGAUAUCAUUACAGAGUAUGACGAGGAGUGGGGAAAGAAGAUCCAGAAUGAGAAGUUCCGCUGGUACAAUUGUCAGUGGUUGGAGAUGGUGGAGAACCGUCCCAUGGAUGAGGGGGGAGAGCCCUACCUGUACGGGGAGGACGGAGAAUCCUUCAUCGGGGACAGAGACAUCCUGGAGAGACCCGAUCUGUUCUACAGCGCCGAUGGGAUCAUCUCAGUAGACGGUGCCAUCAGUCCUGAGUACUACACCGACUACCAGGAUGGAGAGCUGGGACGGACUGGAUACAUGAGCAGUUUGUCGGAGCAGUUUGUCCCAGCAGAUCGACCAGUCAGCGCCUACGGCUUCCGCCCCGAUGAGCAGUUUUUGUACACUGCCUCCCGGUAAACCUGGAACCUCUCACACGUAAAUACUGUACAAGCGUUGUGCCCCUGAUACCCACUGUGUGCCACUGAAGCUGCAUCUCGUUUGUGGAGGAAUAGCAUCGACACGUGUCUUUUCUUUUUGAACUGCUCAGUGCUCGACAAGUCGUCACCACAAAAUAGUUGUCAUCAUAACGAUCAGUCAGUCUGUUAAUGAGGCAAACAAUCAGAAGUGGCAUUUUCUUGAUGUUAGAGCACCAAAAAGUAAUCUGUCUUAGUUGAAUAUACUGACACCCAUUCAGGGAAAACUGCUGAAACAAGCAACUGCACAGAGAAUAAGUUGAGUUAACCCACCCACAAAAUCCUAAAGACUCCAAAUGAAAGAAUGUGAUUUAUUGUUAUUAUAUAAAUAUUAUACACUUAAAACCUAACAAACCUAAAUAUUAAGGUCAGUCUUAAAUUUCAUUUAACUUUUAUUCAGAUUCAUUUGUAAAUAUUUAAAUGUUGCUUAUGUGAUUUAAGAACACAUGCUGUGAUUCAAAGCUUAAUACGUCUGUAUUGUGAUAAACUAGGCAGCUGUUGAUCUAACACUGAACUGCAUUUUCUUUAUUAUUUACUGUCAUGUUUGACACAAUUUAAUGUUUCUUCUGUAACCGCAGCCUGCCUAAUGUGAUCGUUCAUAAAGACCUCAGAGAAUACAUAGAAAGAAAUGAGUACGUUUUAAAAGAUUAAUCUGGUGUUAUUCUUAUUUUUUUCUCGUGUCAACAAAUCUCAUGUGCAGACUCAAACAUCCAAUGUGUUGGUGUGUCACGUUUAGACUUCCUGUCUGUGGCUCUCAGCUGAGAGCCAAAGAAAUCCAAUGAUUCUUAAAAAUCACCUCACGAUUUUAAUAAAAAUAAUAAAAAAGACCCAGUAAACACCAGUCACUGUAGUUUUUAAUCAAAUAAACAAGAGGAAAUAGUGUAUUUGUUGAGGACUAUUUUCAGUGGCAGAUUUAUCCAUAUUUGGGGCUCUACUGAGUAUUUGUGGCAGCGGGACGGUGCAUGUGGGAUUGAGUCAAAAUAAACUACAGUGUGUUUUCAUAGUAAUGAAGGAACAUGUCACCCAGUGCAACAAUGUGACUCAUUGAUGUGUUUUUAAUGGAGCACACACACACACACACACACACACACACACACACACACACACACACACACACACACACACACACACACACACACACACACACACACACACAAUACUUGUUAGGAGAUGCAUUCACUGUUGGUUGGAUUUAUUUACAAGAGAAAAAUUUACAGAAUUUCACCAGACCUGUCCUUUAACAGAGAUAAUACACUUAUAGACUUAAAAACAGUCUGGUUAACUGGCUGGCGUAGUUUGUUUUUUGGCUUUUGAGGCCCAAAGAGUUGGAAGUGGAAAAAAUAAAGAAACUGAGAAAACUCACUCUAUCUUAUCCCUUUAAUCAUAUUGUGACCUCUCAGUUUUAACUUUGGUCCACUGGGACAUAGUAAAGUAUGUCUGGAACCAGUGAGUCAUGCUGUUUGGUAGCACUUUAAGUUGCGGUUCUGUAUUUUCUUGAUUUUCUAGGAUGUUUGCUGAAAAUCGCUGUGUAAUUUUGUACACGCUAAAGGGAAAAUACUGUAGACAGACAAAGUGUUCAGUUGUUGAGCUUUCAUUUGAAGUAGAACCUGGAGAGUCUUUCAGUCUGUGCCCAGCAUGUCAGAUGGAUUUGCUUUACCAUAAAUCAGCAACCUAUUAUAAACUCCACACGACUCAAAAAUUUCAUAUAACUGUCUCAGAGCAUUGUCUCUAUAAUCAGGACCAAAUUACACAGUUCUUUCCAGGAAACGUCCUAGAAAAAUAUUAGAAAAUGUAUUUGUAUUUUCUUCUAUUUGUACACACUGUUCUCUCACUGGAAGCUCUGCAGUAGACUGUAAAAGAAAAAAAAUACAGGCGCUGGAUUAAGAUGGUAUUUAUCUAUAUUUAUGUGAAUGUAAUUUAAGAAGAAAAAUGAACAGCCUUUAAUGUCUUAUCUUGAAAAAUACAAACAACUGUUAAAUAAUUUAUUUUUAUUCUUUAUCUUGUCGUUGAUGUGCCUGGAGCGCUGCUGGCCCGCUGAAAUAUUUGGUGCAAUAUAUCACAUAAAUGGAAGGCGUAUUAUUGUAGUCAAACUGUAUUUAGUAUUUAAUCCGUCACAGAUGUUGGAUAACUUGCAGGUUUUUUGAUAUUUCUCAGCACAGUGUGUAUGUGAUUGUGGACCAUGAAUAAAUAAUCAAAACCUCAUGCUGUAUUUGUUUUAUUGGCAAAUA
Molecule: messenger RNA, 4706 nt
Organism: Anoplopoma fimbria (sablefish)
Lineage: Eukaryota; Metazoa; Chordata; Actinopteri; Perciformes; Anoplopomatidae
Gene: kifap3a
Product: kinesin-associated protein 3a
Exons: 20
Coding region: 65-2422 (785 amino acids)
Biological process (GO): microtubule-based movement; cilium organization
Cellular component (GO): kinesin II complex; axoneme; ciliary transition zone
Molecular function (GO): kinesin binding
Source: RefSeq, a predicted model, not a curated record